Molecule: messenger RNA, 1646 nt
Organism: Malaclemys terrapin pileata
Lineage: Eukaryota; Metazoa; Chordata; Testudines; Emydidae
Gene: TMEFF2
Product: transmembrane protein with EGF like and two follistatin like domains 2
Exons: 10
Coding region: 282-1409 (375 amino acids)
Molecular function (GO): protein binding
Source: RefSeq, a predicted model, not a curated record
CCCGGAGCCCUAUGGCAGCUGCCGCCGCCGCCUCUUCCCUCCUGCCCGGCCGCCGCCGCCGCCGCGCCUCGGGCUGAGCCCGGCCGCUGGAUCUCGCCGCUGCUGUGAAACUCUCAGGAUCGUCAUGCCGGGACUUGGCUGCCUCUUCCUGACCUGCUGCUGGCCGGGGCCCCCGGGAUGCUAGGCAGCCCCCCCGGAGCCUCCUGCCCCCCAUCGCCCCGAGACCGUGUCGCUUCGGGGAGCCCCUGGCUGCUGCUGCCGCCGAGUUGAGUUAAGAAGUCAUGGUGCUUGGGGAAGUGCAGCGGCAGUGCAGCGGCGGCGGCUGGACACUUUGCGAUUGCUGUUGCUGGCUGCUGCUGCCGGUGAUGUUACUCAUCAUAGCCCGACCAGUGAAACUUGCCGCUUUCCCUACCUCCUUAAGUGACUGCCAAACGCCUACCGGCUGGAAUUGCUCUGGUUAUGAUGACAGAGAAAAUGAUCUCUUUCUUUGUGAUACCAAUACCUGUAAAUUUGAUGGGGAGUGUUUAAGAAUUGGAGACAGUGUGACUUGCGUCUGUCAGUUCAAGUGUAACAGCGACUAUGUGCCGGUGUGUGGCUCCAAUGGCGAUACCUAUCAGAACGAAUGCUACUUGAGACAGGCUGCCUGCAAGCAGCAGAGUGAAAUACUUGUGAUGUCGGAAGGAUCAUGUGCAACUGAUGCAGGCUCAGGAUCUGGGGAUGGAGUCAAUGAAGGCUCAGGAGAAACCAAUCAAAAAGAGACGUCCACUUGUGACAUUUGCCAGUUUGGGGCAGAGUGUGAUGAAGAUGCAGAGGAUGUUUGGUGUGUGUGCAACAUCGACUGUUCUCAAACCAACUUCAAUCCUCUUUGUGCUUCCGAUGGGAAAUCUUAUGAUAAUGCAUGUCAAAUCAAAGAAGCAUCGUGCCAGAAACAGGAGAAAAUUGAAGUCAUGUCUUUGGGUCGAUGUCAAGAUAACACAACUACUACCACAAAGUCUGAAGAUGGACAUUAUGCAAGAACGGAUUAUGCAGAGAAUGCAAAUAAACUGGAAGAAAGUGCCAGAGGGAUCUAUACUCCUUGUCCAGAACACUACAAUGGCUUCUGCAUGCAUGGGAAGUGCGAGCACUCUACUAAUAUGUUGGAACCAUCUUGCAGGUGUGAUGCAGGCUACACUGGACAACACUGUGAAAAAAAGGACUACAGCGUUUUAUAUGUGGUUCCAGGGCCAGUACGAUUUCAGUAUGUCUUAAUAGCAGCUGUGAUUGGAACCAUCCAGAUUGCUAUCAUCUGUGUUGUAGUCCUCUGCAUUACAAGAAAAUGUCCCAGGAGCAACAGAAUCCACAGACAGAAGCAAAACACAGGGCACUACAGUUCAGACAACACAACAAGAGCAUCGACCAGGUUAAUUUAAAGAGUGCAUGUUUCCACAAUGGCAAAUCUAACUGCAGAGAGCUUGGACUACAAAAUACAGUAUUAUAGACAAAAGAUUAAAACAAGAUCUACACAUGUUGCCUUGCAUUUGUGGUAAUCUACACCAAUGAAAACAUGUACUACAGCUAUAUUUGAUUAUGUAUGGAUAUAUUUGAAAUAGUAUACAUUGUCUUGAUGUUUUUCUGUAAUGUAAAUAAACUAUUUAUAUCACACAAUA